AUGGGUAUUCUAUUGGAAGAUAGUCGAAAUCAAGAUAAGCUCAUCUGGCACUACUCUAAAAAUGGCUCCAUAGUGAAAAGUGCCUACCACCUUAUCAAAACACAAUCUACAAGCUGGCAAGAUGUAGCUUCAGGGAGUAAUGGCUCGGUGAAGGAUGUUUGGCCUCGCCUGUGGAAGCUCAACACACCAAGUAAAGUCAAGAUAUUCUUGUGGCGUAUCUGCAAGGGUAUUCUACCUACAUCUUCCACGUUGAAUAGCCGUGGAGUCUACCUUGACCCUACGUGCCUUUUAUGUAAGGCCUCUGUUGAAGAUGUUAAUCACCUCUUCCUGUGCUGUCCGGUAGCAGUUCAGGCUUGGGCCCUCAGUUUUCUUACACUAAAGAUAAGGUUAGACUCCGCCAAUCAGGUUUCUUCUUGGUUGCUUGGCCUUCUGAAUCUCUUGAAGAAGCGGGACAUGGAAUUGUUACAGAAGUAUCGGGAAGCCAACACAUCUCCAAAUACUCCAAUCCGUACUUCCAUUGCUCCACUCCACUGGAAAAAGCCCCCUGUGGGCUUCCUAAAGGCAAACUUCGAUGGCGCAGUUGUCUCCGAAUAUGGCUACUCUGGUGUUGGAGUUGUUGUGAGGGACGAGCGGGGCAAUUUUGUUGCAGGAACUUCUCACAAAAUCUUUGUGGAAAGUGCCCAACAUUAUUUUGGAGGCGACUCUUUGAAGAUCAUCAACAUACUUAAGCUUAUGGAAUCUAAUGACUCCGCCUACGGGGUGCUGUUAGAUGAUAUCUUUGUUAGGUUACAGAACUUCGCCGCUUGGGAGGCUAAUUGGGUCCCUAGAAAGGCCAAUGUGCCAGCACAUUUAUUAGCUAGAAAUGCUAGCUCUAUUUCAGAUAUCUGUAGUUGGAGUUAUUCUCCACCACCUUUUCUUCUUUCCGCAAUUUCGGCGGACCUAUCCUCACCUUAA
Coffea eugenioides is the source of this 954-nucleotide messenger RNA. RefSeq lists its product as uncharacterized. Gene Ontology annotation, molecular function: RNA-DNA hybrid ribonuclease activity; nucleic acid binding. The transcript is spliced from 3 exons. The coding region runs from base 1 to 954 and encodes 317 amino acids. The record is from RefSeq and is a predicted model, not a curated record. Lineage: Eukaryota; Viridiplantae; Streptophyta; Magnoliopsida; Gentianales; Rubiaceae.